This is a messenger RNA of Capsella rubella, 666 nucleotides long. RefSeq names its product MLP-like protein 328. The record is from RefSeq and is a predicted model, not a curated record. The coding region runs from base 42 to 497 and encodes 151 amino acids. The transcript has 2 exons. Gene Ontology annotation, biological process: defense response. Lineage: Eukaryota; Viridiplantae; Streptophyta; Magnoliopsida; Brassicales; Brassicaceae.
CAAAUGUAAGCUUUCAAACAACAAGAGAGAGAGAGAGAGAUAUGGCGACGUCAGGAACAUACGUGACGGAGGUGCCAUUAAAAGGAACGGCGGAGAAACACUACAAGAUAUGGAGGAACGAGAACCAUCUCUUCCCUGACGUUGUCGGCCACCACAUCCAAGGUGUUACUGUCCACGACGGCGAAUGGGACUCUCACGGAAGCAUCAAGAUUUGGAACUACACAUUAGAUGGAAAGGAAGAGGUGUUCAAGGAGAGGAGAGAGAUGGAUGAUGAGAAUAAGACAACGAAGGUUAUAGGACUGGAAGGUCACAUAAUGGAGCAGUUCAAGGUGUGUGAAUUCGACUACAAGUUCAUACCCAAGUCUGAAGAUGAUUGCGUUUGCAAGAUCACUAUGAUAUGGGAGAAGCACAACGAUGAAUCCCCCGAACCAAGCAGCUACAUGAAGUUCGUCAAGAGCAUGGUUGUUGACUUGGAAGACCACAUCCUCAAAGCUUAAUCAAUCAAUCAUCAUCAUCACAAAUCACCAUUAUUGUCCCUAUAUAUUAAUUAUGUUGUUUUCAAUAAUGUAUGAUAAACAGUGUUUCAUUUCAAUAAAUACAGUAAUGUUUGGUUUUUUUAAGUCAAUAUAUAAUAAAUGUGAUCUCGUGGAUUGUUUCAUUUCUGAA